AGAGAGAGAGAGAGAGAGGCUGCAGUUGGCGAAGUUUUUAUUCCACUGCUGAACAAAGGCGAUAUUUUACACGGUUAAACAUGGCGCAGGCUCUGAAAGAGAGAUUCGAGAGGUUUCUUUAUGAGAAGAAUAUGAUGACGGACGUGUUGGGGAAGAUAGAGGCUAAGACCGGGGUCAGCCGCACGUAUAUCGCCCUGGCUGUCAUCGCACUGAUUGCCAUCUACCUCGUGGUGGGUUAUGGCGCUUCUCUGCUGUGCAACCUGAUCGGAUUCGUCUACCCGGCCUACAUAUCAAUCAAAGCCAUCGAAAGCACAGACAAAGACGAUGACACAAAAUGGCUCACCUAUUGGGUUGUGUACGGUGUGUUCAGCGUGGCUGAGUUCUUUGCUGACAUCUUCCUGUCCUGGUUCCCAUUCUAUUACAUUGGAAAGUGUGCUUUCCUGGUUUGGUGCAUGGCCCCCACUCCCGCUAACGGCUCCAUCAUGAUCUACACGCGCAUCAUCCGCCCUUUUUUCCUGAGGAACGAGGCCAAGAUUGAUGAUGUAGUGAAGGAUAUCAAAGGCAAAGCGUCAGAUGCUGCAGACAAGAUUAGAGAUGAGGCCAAGAAAGCCACAGCAAACCUCAUAUUUGAAGAGAAGAAGACUUACUAAUUAUCUCUGGGAUAGAAACCACUUCAGCUGCUGCGUAUCCUGUACGACCUUCACAAGCCUGAAGAAAAUGUUGCCUUUGGUUUUUAGUGUGUGUGCGUAUGCGUGUGUGCGCGUGUGUAGGUGUGUAAACAACUGGAAAAAUGCUCCUUGUUUCUCUCACUUUUUCUGUAUGUAAAAACAACGGCAGUGCUGCCAAUGCAAAACGAGUUAGUUUUAAAUAUAUAUAUAUAUAUCACACAUAAUAUCAACCGCAUGAGAGUGACCAUCUACCGCUGUGCUUCAGUCCCAAUAAACCAAACUCUGACGUCUUAAGAA
Molecule: messenger RNA, 965 nt
Organism: Astyanax mexicanus (Mexican tetra)
Lineage: Eukaryota; Metazoa; Chordata; Actinopteri; Characiformes; Acestrorhamphidae
Gene: reep5
Product: receptor accessory protein 5
Exons: 5
Coding region: 81-650 (189 amino acids)
Source: RefSeq, a predicted model, not a curated record